Molecule: messenger RNA, 1340 nt
Organism: Aspergillus eucalypticola CBS 122712
Lineage: Eukaryota; Fungi; Ascomycota; Eurotiomycetes; Eurotiales; Aspergillaceae
Product: putative S-adenosylmethionine-dependent methyltransferase
Exons: 1
Coding region: 249-1283 (344 amino acids)
Biological process (GO): peptidyl-lysine dimethylation; peptidyl-lysine monomethylation
Cellular component (GO): cytoplasm
Molecular function (GO): protein-lysine N-methyltransferase activity
Source: RefSeq, a predicted model, not a curated record
CUGAUCAGAACACAAGGACAGUCUGACAAUAUGGCCGACGACAGCCAUCCGGCGCAUCUGUCGCCUAGCGAACUAGGCACAAAAGACUAGUAAGUAGCAGCCAACAUCAGCAUCCAUCCGGAUACGAAAAAAACCAACGAAGUUUUCAUCCACUCUACCCCGCUACCCCUCAUACACCAUACCCAAAUUCCCCUAUUUCGACCACCAUACCCCCAAAAAUCAAGCAUCUAAACCCCUCUUCUAACAGAAUGCUCUUAUUAAAAUUAUAUAGCUGGGAAACCUUCUACGCCCGCACCCUCUCCCACCUCUCCACAAAACACACCACCACAAAACCCACUCCCAACUCCAAACCCACCACCUCCUCAGACUCAGACCCUGAAUCUGAAGAAGAUGAAGAAGAUGAUAUAGAUGACGACUCCGACCCCGGCACAUCAUGGUUCUCGGAACACAAUGCGCCCGAUAAAGUCCUGCAGUUUCUCACGGACGAGGAAUUUCCGCUUGCGCCGGUGAACACCAACAUUAGUAAAGACAAUGGUGAUGAGCAAGCUCCAUCUAUCCUCGACCUCGGCACAGGCAACGGGAGCAUGCUCGCCCUGUUACGCAAAAGAGGCGGGUAUAAGGGUGUUAUGGUAGGGAUUGACUACUCCAUUAGGAGCGUGCAGUUGGCGAGGGAGUUGCAGAGGUUGAGGAUUCACUCGGCUUAUUUAUCUGACUCGGAGGAUGAGGGAUCUGAUGGGGAUGAUGAGGGGGGUAAAGAGGGGAAUGGGGAAGGAGGCGAUACGAAUAUUCGAUUCGAGGAGUGGGAUAUUUUGCAUGGGGAUGUGUAUGAGACUACUACUACUACUACUACUACUACUUCGGAAGAAGGUAGUAAUGGGAAAGGGAAGGUGGAUUGGUUCCCGUAUGAUAAGGGCGGGUUUGAUAUUGUGCUUGAUAAGGGGACUUUUGAUGCCGUUUCGUUGUCGGAUGAGGUUAUUCCUGAUGCUGAUGGUGCUGCUGAAGGGCAUGCGUCGGGAAAGACGGUUCAGAGGAGAGUGUGUGAGAGAUAUCCGGGGAUUGUGAGGGGGUUGGUGAGGAAGGGUGGGUUUGUGGUUGUUACGAGUUGUAAUUGGACCGAGGAGGAGUUGGUUGCUUGGUUUACUAGGGCUGAUACUUCUUCUGGUGGUGGUGGUGGUGAGGAGGAGGAUAAGUUUGUGGUUUGGGGACGGGUUGAGUAUCCGAGGUUUAGGUUUGGGGGGAGGGAAGGACAGGGUGUUUGUACGGUGUGUUUUCAGAGGGUAUGAUUCUAGUAGAAGAAUAGAUUUGGUAUAGAGUUAUAUAAGUAAGUAUAGAAGGUAUAU